UAUAAAUAGUGGCCAGGGAUGGCAAUGGGAAGUCAGUACAAAAGCUUCAUCUACCAUCAACGGAUACCCCAAGCUCCACUACACAAACCAGCCAAGAUGAAAGUAUUCGCUCUGACUCUGCUCAGCCUAUUGGCUUUGUCGCAGGCUCGCCUGGACUACAAGCUGCAGUGCACCCGCGAGGAGGUUGGCAUCCGCUGGCCCAGCUACUUCAGCAACUCGGAGUACUUUGUCUGUCAGAGCAUCUUCGGCAGCCAGCUGACUGUCCAUUGUCCCGCCGGUGAGGUAUUUUCCUUUGUGCUGCAACAGUGUGCCGCCCCAGCUUUGUAUGUGCCCGCUCCACCCAUGGACUCGUUGCCCACAGCAGCACCCAUCACCACCCACUUGAUCGAUGAGGUGCCACCAGUAUUGGGACCACAGCCAGUUGUUCAUGAGCUGCCUCUGACUCAUCAUGAGGAGCACGAGCCUGUUGUCAAUGCUCUGCCUUUGGACCCCACACCACCAACCCCACCCACUGAGCCACCAACGCCACCCACCGUUGUUGCUGAGGCCCCCAAGCCAGGCAAGCGUCCAGUUCCUCCUCCACCAUCGGCACAGAAGGCUAGCGCCAAGAAGCCAUCGGCUCCAGCUCCAGCCAAGGCUGCCGCCAAGAAGCCAGCUGCUGCUGCUCCAGCAAAGGCGGCCAAGAAGCCCACGCCACCCAGCAAGGGACAGAAGAAAGCCUAAGACAACUACACAACAAUAACUCUUUCCUCACCAUGCGGGGGAAGCAGCAACAGAAUCUAUACUAAGAAAUCUAUUAACAAGCGGAAUUUCAUUCAAAACUUCAUUCCAAAAACAAACACAAAUAGCAACAAAUAAAUAUCUAACUGCAAUUCAUA
Drosophila nasuta is the source of this 878-nucleotide messenger RNA. RefSeq lists its product as uncharacterized. The record is from RefSeq and is a predicted model, not a curated record. NCBI's taxonomy places the organism in Eukaryota, Metazoa, Arthropoda, Insecta, Diptera, Drosophilidae. Gene Ontology annotation, molecular function: chitin binding. The transcript is spliced from 2 exons. Bases 19 to 723 code for a protein of 234 amino acids.